UUUGCUUCCGAGGUCACUGCGAGCGGCAAGUUGGGGCGACCCACGUUGCGGCCGAAGGGACCGGGGCCCGGGUGGUGACGCCGGCGCGCGGGCAGGAGCGGCUCCGCCCUUGGUAGUGAGAGGAUGCAGAGGGCUGUAGAGAGGAGGACUGCGGGGAGAGCCCGUGGGGGGCAGGAGCGGUGAGGAAAUGACCGGAGCACCGUGGUGGAGCGGAGGGGCUGUGAAGGACUCUGAUGAUGGGGGAUCGGCCCCUUACAGGGCGACGGAAGCGUGAAGCGGUCGUGUCGAUGGGCAGAGAUGUGAAGUAGCAAUAUAGAGGGGCCGAGGAGGAUUCCAGGGUGUUUACGAAGUAGAAGUUCGGUUUGGGGUUUUUUGAUUUUGUCUCGAGUCGAGGUAGUUCAGAUUGGCCUUGAACUCACGAUCCUCCUGCCUCGGCCUCCCAAGUGGUGAGAUCAUAGGCGUGCUCCACCUCUUGCCCCGCAGAAAUAGAAGUUUAAGCUCUGUGGAGUGCUAUGUGAAGGGUUUUUAGGGUCUGGCUUAGUAAAGACGCUCAAACCAAACGAGGUGACUUCUGGCUCCACUAGGAAUGUGGGUCCUUCUCCGAGGUGCGUACCCCCUCCGGGCCUUGCUGCCCCUGCGUGGGGAGUGGAUGGGCCGCAGGGGCCUUCCCCGAAGCUUGGUCCCAGGCCCUCCUCGAAGACGAUACAGGAAGGAGGCUCUCCCGGCUUUGGAGGUGUCAGUGUUGCCUGUAACUACAACCGAAAUUCGCCAGUAUCUGCGGACGCGUGGUAUCCCCUUUCAGGAUGGCCACAGCUGCCUUCGAGCCCCCAGCCCCUUUGAGGAGUCCUCACAGGUCAAGGAUCAGACUAGAGCUACCACUUCCUUCAGCCUUUUCAUUGACAAGACCACGGGCCGCUUUCUCUGCAUGACCAGCCUAGCAGAGGGGAGCUGGGAAGACUUCCAGGCCAGUGUGGAGGGGCGAAUGGAUGGGGUGAAACAGGGGGUCUUGCUUAGUGAGGCCCCAGAAACUGAGAACAGUGAGGAGGUCCGGAGGAUUUGGGACCGAGCAGUACCUCUCUGGGAGCUGCCUGACUCAGAGGAGGCCCAACUGGCUCGAGUGAUGUUUGGUCUUACCAAAGUGACAGAUGACACACUGAGGCGCUUCCGCGUGCAGUAUCUGCGGCCUGCUCGAAGCCUGGUCUUCCCUUGGUUCUCUCAGGGCUCAGGAUUACGAGGCCUAAAGCUGCUAGGGGCUGAAGGCCAUGGGGAUGGAGUGCACUACAUGGAGACCACCAUUCCCCGCCCUGGUGCCUACCACAACCUAUUUGGAUUACCACUGAUCAGCCGUCGGGAUGUUGAGGUGGUCUUGACGAGUCGGGAGCUGGACAGCUUGGCCUUGAGCCAGGCCACGGGGCUUCCCACUCUUGCCCUGCCCCGAGGAACCCUCUCUUUACCCCCUGCUUUACUCCCAUACCUCGAACAGUUCCGCCGAAUUAUAUUAUGGCUAGGGGAUGACCUUCGGUCUUGGGAAGCUGCCAAGUUGUUUGCCCGAAAACUGAACCCAAAACGAUGCUCCUUGGUGCGCCCUGGAGACCAACAACCCCGUCCCCUGGAGGCUCUGAACCGAGGUUUAAAUCUCUCUCGUAUUCUCCGUACUGCCCUGCCUGCCUGGCACAAGUCAAUUGUGUCUUUCCGGCAGCUUCGGGAGGAGGUGCUAGGAGAACUGACAGAUGUGGAGCAAGCAGCUGGCAUCCGCUGGAGCCGCUUCCCAGACCUCAAUCGUCUCUUGAAGGGGCAUCGGAAAGGCGAGCUGACAGUCUUUACAGGGCCGACAGGCAGUGGGAAGACAACCUUUAUCAGUGAGUAUGCCCUGGAUUUGUGUACCCAGGGGGUGAACACACUGUGGGGGAGCUUUGAGAUCAGCAAUGUGAGACUGGCCCGGGUUAUGCUGACCCAGUUUGCUGUGGGGCGGCUAGAAGAGCAACUGGAUAAAUACGAUGAGUGGGCCGACCGCUUUGAGGACCUUCCCCUCUAUUUCAUGACUUUCCACGGGCAGCAGAGCAUCAGGUCUGUAAUAGACACGAUGCAACAUGCAGUCUACGUCUAUGACGUCUGUCAUGUGGUCAUUGACAACUUGCAGUUCAUGAUGGGUCAUGAGCAGCUCUCCACAGACAGGAUUGCAGCUCAAGACUACAUCGUUGGGGCCUUUCGGAAGUUUGCAACAGAAAAUAACUGCCAUGUGACACUGGUCAUUCACCCUCGAAAAGAGGAUGAUGACAAGGAACUGCAGACAGCAUCCAUUUUUGGCUCAGCUAAAGCAAGCCAAGAAGCGGACAACAUCCUGAUCCUGCAGGACAGGAAGCUGGUAACUGGGCCAGGGAAGCGGUAUCUGCAGGUGUCCAAGAACCGCUUUGAUGGAGACGUGGGUGUCUUCCCACUUGAGUUCAACAAGAGCUCCCUCACCUUCUCCAUUCCACCAAAGAGCAAGACCCGGCUCAAGAAGAUCAAGGAUGACGGUGGACUAGUGGUCAAGAAGCCCUCUUCUGGCAAAAAGGGGGGUGUGCCCCAGAACUGUGAGACUUGCCCAGGCCAGGACCCCAUUCCCUUGCAGCCAGACACCUCUAAGCCUACAGGGUGAAGCAGUCUGUACAGCAGAUGGCUGAAAUGAGCCUCACGGGACAGGCCAGACCAUGUCUUUUUCUCGGCCCUCUGCUAGGGCUUCUCUGCUAUAAUUCUAAGCUGUGGCUCCUUCUCAGCUUAGGGCAGGGCACCUUAGAAAACUCAGCAGCUAUUUGAGGCCUUACGAUGUGACAGACUUUGUUUAGGGUCCUUUACAUGCAGCACUGAAAUGAUGCAUAAGGUCUCUGUUUCCACAGAACCUGCAUUGUGGUAGAAGAGAUGAGCAGUGAACAAAUAAAACAGUGACAGAGCUAUAAAGAAAACAGAAAUGUGACAGAAUGCUCAUGGGCUACUCCAAGUGGCCUAAAACGAUGUCUCAGCUGAGGGGAUGUGAGCUGGAGCCUUAGGGAACUAGAAGGGCGAGGUCGUGCGGGUGUCUGGAGAAGGAGGUGCAGGCAGAGAAGCCCUAAGCUGGGGGUGAGCUGAGGCCCCUGAGCCCGGAGUGGGACGUUUGACUUCUGCUUAACUCCAGCCAUUAGGCUUUGAGAGCCAAAGGGUGAUGUGAUGGGUGUCGGGCACCUCUGCUGCCCACUACAGAGCUGGGCAUAGGAGGUGGCACCUGCUAGAAUGGGAUCCUGAGUGCUUAGCCCUGUAACGGGGGGUUGCAGAGCCAUGGAAGAGGCUAGAAUCCUGCCCCUGGGUGCUGGUUCCAUUGUGUGCUGCCUCAGAUGGGCAGCUAGAGGUAGGAACUUGAAGAGCCUUUUGUAGUUUUCAUGAAAAAUAAUUUUUCCCAUUACUUUUGUUU
Heterocephalus glaber (naked mole-rat) is the source of this 3424-nucleotide messenger RNA. It is a transcript of the gene Twnk, whose product is annotated as twinkle mtDNA helicase. Gene Ontology annotation, biological process: mitochondrial DNA replication. Gene Ontology annotation, molecular function: 5'-3' DNA helicase activity; ATP binding; single-stranded DNA binding. The record is from RefSeq and is a predicted model, not a curated record. Lineage: Eukaryota; Metazoa; Chordata; Mammalia; Rodentia; Bathyergidae. Gene Ontology annotation, cellular component: mitochondrion.